This is a messenger RNA of Acaulospora morrowiae, 879 nucleotides long. NCBI's taxonomy places the organism in Eukaryota, Fungi, Glomeromycota, Glomeromycetes, Diversisporales, Acaulosporaceae. The record is from the annotation of a GenBank genome assembly.
AUGUCUGGCGAAAACUAUCGAGCUGAGACGCAUAAAGUUAAUGGCAAUAAUUAUUUCAAAAGAAAAGAAUAUGACAAUGCAAUCAAGGAAUAUACUGCAGCAAUUAACCAAAACCCUCGGAACGCUGUUUAUUACACAAAUCGCGCGUUAUGUUAUCUGAAGUUGAAAAAAUAUGAUAGUGUCGUAUUAGACUGUGAGUCAGCCAUAAGACAAGAUAAGAGGUCAGUGAAAGGACAUUACAUGUUAGGUCAAGCUUUAACAGAAAAAGGUGAAUUUGAGUUGGCAAUCUUUAACCUACAGAAAGCAUAUGACCUAGACAAGGACAAGUUCUCUUACUCUGGAGAAAUUAUUCAGGCCUUACUUAGCGCUCGGAAAAAGAAAUGGGAGCGGGAGGAACGGAUCCGUGUUCAACGAGAGUCAGAAUUUCUGAAAUAUAUCAAAGGUCUAAUUAACGCUGAACGUGACAGGCAACUUCAGAAAGUUUCCUCAAAGAGUUCAAUGGCAGCCACUUUUUCAAAAUUUGUCAAUUCACAUCCGCCUGAUGUCCAAGAGAGAAUCGAUCACAUCAACAAGAUACACAAUGAAAGACUUUCUCAGACAGAACAAAUUUUUGCACAGUCGGACGAAAACCUUCGGUCACGAAGCGUUCCAGAUUAUUUUUUGGACAAAAUAUCUUUCAAUAUUAUGCAUGACCCUGUCGUUACCCCGUCGGGGAUUACAUAUGAACGCGUACAUUUGAAAGAACAUUACAAAAGAAACGGAUAUUUCGAUCCCCUGUCUAGACGCCAACAUGACGAAUCGGAACUAUAUCCAAAUUUGGCGUUGAAAGAGGCAAUCGAAGAAUUCCUAAAUAAAAAUGGUUGGGCAGCGGAUUAUUAA